AUGUAUGAGGCAGCAGCAGUUCUGCAUCGUCCACCGCAUAUUUUGCCACCAAAAACUGGCACAUUUAUUCAGUAUGUUGCAGACAACGCUGAUAUAAUUCACAUCAAGGGGAUUAUUAAAAUUAUUACUCCAAAAAGUUCAGUUACAGCAGAAGAGCCUAUAUUACGAACAAACAUACUUCCGUCAGUGCAACAUUUUGCAGAAAAAGCUCAUGUGCUAAUACAAGUCUAUCAAACAGAUGUUGUAGUAGGAUAUAGCAAAAUAGCUGUGCAGGAUUUUGAUUAUAAAAGUAAUACACCAACAUCUUUACUUAAAAAAGUAGAUAUGUUAUGGUUAUAUGGGAAAUGGAAAAAUUUAUUAUUGCCUGGUUGGAAUGUUUAUAUUGAACAUUUAACAAGUAAUAUUAUAAAUUUUUCGGAAUCUCGAAUUUUAUUUUUACCAUUUAUUCAUCAACCAGCGAGUAACUACAAUACCAUAUACACAACUUUACUGUGUGCUUUAGAAGAUGCAAAACGUUAUGGCCACGAUUAUUGUAUUAUUACUUUUGAUCAACCUUUGUAUGCAAAAGCUCGAGAAAUCGUAUCCGCAGCUCCUGAAGGAUCUGAAUUAUCGAAGAUCAUAGUAAGACUUGGAGGUUUUCAUUUACUUAUGUCUUUUUUUGGAGCGAUUGGUUAUAUUAUGCAAGGAAGUGGUAUAAAAGAAGUACUUUCUCUAAUUUAUGUACCUAAUUCAUUAGAAAAAAUGCUCAAUGGUCAUGCUUACGCGAGAGCUGUUCGAGCUCAUACCUUGCUUCAUCUUACUUUAGCAACAGUAAUAUCCAAAGAGCUUCUUCUCGAUAGUGAGAUGGAUGAAAAUAUUACAAAUACAAUUGAACUUGUAACAAACAAAACUAUUUCCUACAAUGAUAUUGAAGAAGGCGAUGAAAUAGCUGAAGCAUUACUUUAUCAGUUUAAUGAAAAACUACAGGAGCACGGAGAACGAGGACCUUCAGCAAAACUAUGGAUACAAUAUUUUCAUAUGGUGUCUAUUGCAAAGCAAUUUAUAAGAGCUGAACGUAUGGGAGAUUGGUGA
This is a messenger RNA of Parnassius apollo (apollo), 1071 nucleotides long. Lineage: Eukaryota; Metazoa; Arthropoda; Insecta; Lepidoptera; Papilionidae. The record is from the annotation of a GenBank genome assembly.